Molecule: messenger RNA, 5850 nt
Organism: Rhagoletis pomonella (apple maggot)
Lineage: Eukaryota; Metazoa; Arthropoda; Insecta; Diptera; Tephritidae
Product: mucin-5AC-like
Exons: 8
Coding region: 1118-5569 (1483 amino acids)
Biological process (GO): chromatin remodeling
Cellular component (GO): nucleus
Molecular function (GO): histone H3K36 demethylase activity; histone H3K9 demethylase activity
Source: RefSeq, a predicted model, not a curated record
GACCGCUUCAGCAACCCCAGCUCGUUUUAGUUUACUCGCUGAUCUCAAACACGCCAGAGCCUUACAGACCAGUACUCGUAGUGGGCUUCUAGGCUGCGGGCGUUUGGAACAAAAGAAAUAAUAAGAAUACAAGCGACCGAAAUGAAAAAGCACAUUCAAUUGUGAAAAAAGUGUAUGGCAAAAAAUUUUGCAUAAAAAGAAUUUCUAAUUGAAUUAUAUGUGGAGUUACGGGCUGUAACGAAAAAAAAGUGAAGUUCAAUCAAAGUUUCGCAUUUUUAGUGCGCAUAAAUUUUUACUUGCUAUAUCUAUUAGUAUAUAGUAUGCAUGUAUGCAUUCUGCUUAAAAAUCUGUGUAUGACUAAAUCAAGCUCAAUCUUUUUGGGCGACGUUUUGCGCAUUUGAAAAAGUUUUGCGGUUUUUACAACUUCAGGAACUACAAGAAAAUGUUUUAAAAAAUUGUAUAACAGUUUUGAAACUUAAAAACAGCAACGUUGCAGCUUUGGAAUAUCUCGAAAGUGCAAACUCUUGGUGUGUCGUGCAAUAGUCUCGCCGAAAACUAAAGCGAAAAUUGCAAUUUGUGAACAAAAUUAAAAAUAAAAAUCAACAAAAGGGAAAAUUGCACGCAAUACGCUGCACUUGAGCUUCCUCCCACACAGUCAUUGGCGCCUACUCAAAUCAAAGCGUUGUGCAUCAUACACACAAAACAAUACUAAACCCUACCGUUUGCUGGCCCAUACAUAUCAUGCAAAAGUUUUAGUGAAGAAAGCAAAAAAAAAACAAAUUUUUGAAAAAAAUGUGCAAUAAGCAGCAACAAUUGCGCUAUUAAUAUCGGUAGUCGCAGCCAACCAGGCAGCAAGCUUUUAGUUGCAAACAAUCACAGCAAGGAUUUUUCGCGAAAGCCAGAGCGCGCAGUACUGCAAAAGGAUUAACGGAAAAGAUUUGCGCAAAUUGGAAUUGAGUCGCUCGCAGCACAAAAUUUGCAAUAUUCGACGCCUGUGAAUAUGCAUUAAAACUCUUUAAAUAGAUCAAAACUUAACAAAAUAACCGUUUUUAUAACGGUUAUAGCACUUGUUCGAAAAGUAUUGCCCUAAGUUCAAACGCAACACAGCGAAAACAAAAUGUCCUCCUCCAAUACAGAUGUGCCCCGUAUUAUGGUCUUUCGACCAACUUGGGAAGAAUUCAAAAAUUUUCCCAAAUACGUGGCCUUCAUGGAAUCUCAGGGCGCACACAAAGCUGGUUUGGCGAAAGUGGUGCCACCACCAGAAUGGGUACCACGUCGAAGUGGUUAUGAGGAUUUGGAUGCGCUCAAAAUUACUAUACCGGCGCCGAUUUGUCAGGUUGUCACCGGCAAACAGGGUCUCUACCAACAAAUCAAUAUACAAAAGAAGCCGCUCACAGUGAAGCAAUUCAGUGAGCUAGCAUCCACGGAGCGCUAUCAAACGCCCAAACAUUUUGAUUAUGAAGAUCUCGAGCGUAAAUAUUGGAAAAAUAUUACGUAUGUGGCGCCGAUCUAUGGUGCGGAUGUUAGUGGUAGCAUCACAGAUACGGAUCAGGAUAGCUGGAAUAUAAAUCGCCUUGGCACAAUUCUCGACUUUGUCAACGAAGAUUAUGGCAUACAAAUUGAUGGUGUGAAUACAGCGUAUUUAUAUUUUGGCAUGUGGAAGACCACAUUCGCCUGGCAUACUGAAGAUAUGGAUCUCUAUUCAAUAAACUAUUUGCACUUUGGCGCACCGAAAACGUGGUAUGUCGUGCCACCCGAACACGGUCGCAAAUUGGAGAAGGUCGCGAAUCAAUACUUUCCAGCGAGCUAUCAAAAUUGCAAUGCUUAUUUACGGCAUAAAAUGACAUUGAUAAGCCCGCAAGUGUUGAAGCAGCACGAUGUGCCAGUGAGUAAAAUAACACAAGAGGCUGGUGAGAUAAUGAUCACAUUUCCUUUCGGCUAUCAUGCGGGCUUCAAUCAUGGUUUCAAUUGUGCCGAAUCAACGAAUUUUGCCAUGGAACGAUGGAUAGAAUAUGGAAAACGUGCCGUUCAAUGUACCUGCAGCAACGACAUGGUUAAGAUCUCCAUGGAUACAUUUGUGAAACGCUUCCAGCCCGAACGCUAUCAGGCGUGGUUGGAGGGCAACGAUGUUGGCAGACAUCCCGAAGAUCCGCCUAGUGUUAUAACCGCCGCACCAUUGCCCUCACAUGUAGAUGUUAUUUGCAAUAAGAAUUAUGGGGCUGACAAUUUACCUAUGCACGUAUUACAAAGAAUGAAGAAACAAUGCAAUCCGACAAAGAAGAAGUCCUUCAAGGAGCGUAAUCCAGAUUUGAAUUUAGAAGAGAUCCAACAGAAUCCUAAUAUACCCGAUGAAGUUAAGGCUGUGCUAAAAGAGAGUGUACUAACACUGGAAGCUGAGGACGAGGAGCCAGCCAUAAUCGGCGAUGGCGAAGCUGAGGUGUUGAGUCAAUUAAGCCCAGCCAAUUUGAAAACGAAAAAGGAAUUGUUAGACUACAUCGAUGAUGGUACAGACGAAGACGAAGAGGAGGAGUUCCGUAAACGUCGUCAUAAGCGCAAAUAUCAUUCCGACUAUGAUGACGAUUGGUUUGCCAGCAAGAGGCGUGCAAAUUCGCGCAAUAGCAUCAAAGGUCGCAGUCCGCGCAAUAGCAAUAAGGAUGAUCGGUCCAUAUCGCCGGCGUCAUCAUCAUCGUCAUCGUCGCGCGCACGCCGUCAGCCAUGCACGACGCCCGGCAAAACGCCGCGUAAGACGCCAAAUCGUAAAAAGAAAGACAAUGGCGCUGCAUCCGCCGCAAUAACACCUAAAGCCGCUGCAACAACGCCUAAAGCUGCUGCAACGACACCUAAAGCCGCUGCAACGCCGCCUAAGGGCACUGCAACAACGCCUAAAGCCACCGUAGCUGCGGCUUCUGCAGUAGCAGCAGCACCAGAAGCAGUAGCGAACCUGCUGAAGACCGCUGCUGCAGUUUCACAAGCACUGCGCAGUGGGCGAAGUAAUGGUAUUAGUGGCGUCGGCGAUGGCAAUAGCAACGGCGAUGGCGAUGGUGAUGGCGGCAGCGUGAGCGUGGGCGUCAGUGUCAUUGGCAACAUCUGCACCAGUGACAACAUCAGCGAGAGUUCACCUUCGAGCACAACUACUAUCAAUGAAACAGCAGCUGAUGAGGCGCCAUCUGUGGCCGUACCUGUGGCAGCCGUAGUAGCUGCUGCUGAUGAGGCGCCAUCUGUGGCCGUACCCGUGGCAGCCGUAGUAGCUGCUGCUGAUGCGGCGGGAGGUUUUACUAAAAACCAAACAAUAAGCAAUACCAACAACCAAAACGAAUACAAACAGAACAACAAAAACAAAAAUAACAAGAACAAAAACAACCAAAUCAGUAACGAUCUUAUUGACAACACGAAUUUUCCCUUCCAACAACCAACACUACCACCACCAACCCCCAUAAAACGAAAAGUUGGCAGACCACCAAAAUAUCCAGUAAAAACACUCGAUUCAUCAGAGACCCCAACUAGGCCAAAACCUAUUAGAAAACCAAGAAAAACAAAAUCUGCACAAACACCAGCAUCAAUUCCCAAACCCUCAGCAACAUCACCAUUACCAUCAUCAUUGCUCGCAUCUCCCACAAUCAGUGAGAACGCCAUAGAUUAUUCCAGUCCAACUACAACAACGCCAUAUUCAUUAUCAGCCACAUCAACAACAACAACAACUGAUAAUACACAAAUAAAGACCGCUACACAAGCCAUACACAGCACACCACCACCACCAACAAUAACCACACCUACCACAGAGCCACAAUGUAGCAACAGCAACAACAACAAUAGUUUAGCAACCAACUGGCCUCCAAUGCCUCCACCAUCAUCCAUGAAUAAGCCUAUCAAUAUGGGCAUCAUUGGUGGCAGUGGUGGCGGAGGCGGCGGCGGUAGCUGUGGUAGCUUUGGUGACAAGUACAACAACAAGAGUCAAGUGGGCGCAGUCACCAGUACAGGCAAUGGCGGCGUUAAUUUCACCCUCAACAACAACAAUAAUUCUGCGAAUAAUUUCGUUGAUGAAUUUACUGAUUUUGUUUUGAGUGAUCGCUUUUCCGGUAAACUAACCACUACAAAUUGCUUUUCCUCCUUUCAAACACCAACACCGAAAUCUGCUUCUGUUACAUUACCAUUACAACCACCACCACCACCACCACCACCACCACCACUAUCAUCAUUGCAACCGCCAUUGAAAACACGUGGACCCUCCACGCAACGUAGGACUAUCACCGCCGGAGGUGAGGCAGGCGGCACGAUCGUGAGGAAUGGCAACAAUACGGUCAUCACCAGCGCCGCCAAAAAGAAAUCGGCGAUACAGCCGCGCACAGUGCAACUGCUGGUAACGCGUCGUCCCAUCAUCACCACCGCCAGCAAUAGUAAUACACAAAUCUUUGCCGCCACCAAUACCAACGCAGCUGCCACACAAACAGCUACUAUUGUUGCGCCCGGCAUGCUUAAGAUUACAUCAACGGGGCAAACAAACCAAAACAACAACAACAGCCACAUUUUACAUACCUCUGCCGGUACCGAAACCGUGGUCAUUGAGGAGGAGGAUGACGAGCUAAUAACAGCUGCAGUAGAGGCAAGUGGUGACGAUGACUCGAAUUCAGUCAGCUCAAUUGCUAUGUCGACGACUACCGCGCAAAUUUUACGCAAGUUCCGCAUACCCAAAGGCACCGCGCUCACGGCAAAAAUGAGCGCCGCCGAAGUGGCAGACAACUCGUCAGAGGCGCUGAUCUGCAGCGCAUCAACAUCACCGGCGCCAUCACCAUUACAUUCCACUACCCGUUCGCCACCACCGCCAGCGGAUACACCGAGCUCGGUCGAUUUGGUUGAGGAAGUAAUCGAAACAGAUGAGAACUCAACAUGUCAAUCAACCGAUGCGCUAAUGGUGGCAGACACCACCACUACUACAACCGAUACCAUGAACGAUGACUGCAAUGCGGAAGUCGUGGAUGACACUGAUGCCGGCACAACCACCACAGUUUUAGUGCCAGUGAGUAGCAGUGGUGGCGCGUUGACAGGAGCGACCGCAACAGCGCUGCCACAAAUCCAGCUGCAAACAGUGCAACCGAAUGGCACUGUUACCUGCAUUAAUUUGCCACCUAAUACGAUUUUACUCACCGCUCCGGAUGGUUCUACUAUACUUGCUACAGCGACGCCGCAACAGCUGAGCAAACUGACGCAGCAGCAACAACCGCAGCCACAAGCCCAGCAGCAGCAGCAGCAACAAAUUAUUGCGAUACAAGAUUGGAAUGGUAAUGGCGGUGGCGCUAACGGCGAUAGUGCAAGCGGUGUUGGUGGCAAUACCGCCACUGUGUUGCAAGCGGUACAAGCGGCCGCAUCACAUCACCAUCAAGCAACUGCUACAGCGCAAACGUUGCUGCUUACCGCCGAUGGCACUGCAAUACCAUUAAUUCAAUCUGCACCCAACGCUGUCACGAGCGCUGCCAGUGGAACGUCGAACUCAGCGGCGGCAGCAGCGGCGGCCGCAGCGCAGAUUGUCGCUGCUCAGCAGGCCGAGGCGCUGAAGGCUCAAGUGCUGGCGUAGGGUUUGGCCGGUGGCCAAUUAGGGCGAUUUUUGAACAAUGCAACAAUUUUACCGACGACGUACUUUUUCUAAAAGCAAAGCCGCUAGCAAGGUAAUGUUAGAAAGAGUUUAUAAGUAUUUUGUAAUUUUAACUUACAUAGAUAUGUGUGUAAAUAGUUCUAGUUUUAUGUGCGAGUAUGUUAAGUAUACGAAAUUGGUUUGGCAUUGAAGUCCUUUGUGUUGUUUGUCUUAAAUGAAAUUAGUAAUUCACCAAUCUAUGUUUUAAUUGAUUUUCUUAACAU